AUGCAAUUAUAUUUCGAGUAAACUUUGCAUUUAUAAAUUAAAUUACUUUACUUAUAAAAUAUAUUUGAUUUCAGAAAAUUAACCUUUUCAAUAUUUUACAUUUUAUAAGAGAAAACAAAGAAAAUAAUAAAGGGUUCAGUAGAAAUGUAUUUAGGUAGUCGAGAUGGGUUAAAGGCAGAAUAUUUUUGGUAGAAAGUUAAUAAUAAAGACAAUCUACUCAUGAUAUUUAAAUCCAAAAGUGGCUCUAUCUUUGGAGCAUACUCUCCUUGUAAAUGGGUGACUAAUGGAUAGAUUAUAGCAGAUAAUACAUUAACAUCUUUUAUAUUUUCAUAAACUCAUGAUUAAAUAUAUAAUUUGAAAGAGGAUAAGAAAUAUGCUAUUUAUUGUAAAAGUGAUUUUGGACCAUCAUAUGGAUAUUAUAAUGAUAUUGAUAUUAAAGGUGAUUUUACUGAUGGCCAUUCUAAUUUAGGAGAGGAUUAUGAAUUUGAUAGAGAUAAAAAUAAGAAUUAUUAAAUAUUUUCAGUUCAAAUAAAUCUACUAUUAGAUUUAUUUUUAAUCAAGAUAAGAUAGGAUGCCAAAAAACUUAAUAAAUAAUUUAAAUAACACUUACUUCAAUAAUUCUACUUCUUAGCUUUUAAGAACAAAUAAUUUUGA
Molecule: messenger RNA, 654 nt
Organism: Paramecium primaurelia
Lineage: Eukaryota; Ciliophora; Oligohymenophorea; Peniculida; Parameciidae
Source: the annotation of a GenBank genome assembly